Molecule: messenger RNA, 1344 nt
Organism: Aspergillus ibericus CBS 121593
Lineage: Eukaryota; Fungi; Ascomycota; Eurotiomycetes; Eurotiales; Aspergillaceae
Product: short chain dehydrogenase/reductase family protein
Exons: 4
Coding region: 277-1275 (332 amino acids)
Source: RefSeq, a predicted model, not a curated record
GCCGUCGCAAGAUAACAGCUGCAGCGGCUAAAAUGAAGCGUAGCUCAUUAAUUAUACCUCAGAGUGACCUCUCUCCUAUGUACUGAGGUUGUGACACCAUAGGCUUGUCCCUGUUUGGCAGCUCCCCUCAGCCAUGGCACCGGUGACACUAUCCUGAUAUCAUACUUACGCCGCAAAGUCAAUUAGCUCGCUCCGCAACCUUAUUAACCUCGACCCAACCUCACUCCUGAUCGACACUGUACCUACCAGACAUACCAAAUAAUUUUCUGCAACAACAUGCAAUCAGUUCUGCAACCCGUCCUCGGACCCCAUAAGGAGAUCCACGAUCUCACCGGUCGCGUCGCCCUCAUCACCGGCGGUGCGCUGGGUAUAGGGUAUGAGAUCGCUCGCGCAUUCGUCCUCAACGGCGCCAAAGUCUACAUGACCAACCGCAAAGAAGAGCAAGGCCAAGCUGCGAUCGAACAAAUCAAGAAGGAAGCGGGCGAGAAGGCGCAGAUAGAAUGGUUCCCCUGUGAUAUGGGUAACUUGAAGCAGAUCAAGGAGGUGUUUGAAGAUUUUACGAAGAAGGAAGAGAGAUUGGAUCUGUUGAUCCUCUCAGCCGGAAUCAACGCAAACCAAUACGGCGAGACACACGACCAGAUCGAUCGCCAUUUCGAAGUCAACUGGCUGGGCCAGUUCUAUGUCGUGAACUUGGUCUACCCGCUGCUACGAAAGACAUCCAAGUUGCCGGAUACCCCGGCGCCGCGGAUCGUGUUUGAGACGUCCGAGCAGCAUCGCAUGGCGCCGAAGAAUGUGCAUUUUGCGACUCUGGAAGAGAUCAACAACCCGGAAGUCGGCAACCUGGAGCUCUACGGACGGACUAAGUUGGCUAUUAUUCUGGGUGUGAAGUACGGCUUGUUGGAUCGGGUGAUCAAGCCGAACAAGGAUGAUAUCUAUGCACUUUCGGUGCAUCCUGGCGCGGUAAACACGGCAAUGCAGCAGCAGUGGAAGGAUGCGUAUCCAGGUCUUCUGGGCAAGCUUCUGACGACCGUGAUGCUGGCCGCUGGACGGACAGUCGAGCAUGGAUCAUUCAGCGCACUCUAUGCGGCAACCAGUCCGGAAAUUGAAGAGAAAGGCUGGAAUGGCUACUACUUCAACGACCCUGCAAAGCCCGGAAAAGAGUCUGCUCAGGCCUCGGACCCUUCAUUAGGCGCUGCCCUGUGGGAGCUCAGCCAUAGGAUCAUCAGAGAGAAGGUGGGCGAGGAUGCUAUUGUUGACUGGAAUGCCAGUGCAUAAGGCAAUGUAUUUAGUCUGUAUACCGAGUAAUUAGCGAUUGAAUCAUAUUUUGUCAUGGACUGUUGUCGA